This is a messenger RNA of Bicyclus anynana (squinting bush brown), 1878 nucleotides long. Its product is annotated as epoxide hydrolase 3. The record is from RefSeq and is a predicted model, not a curated record. Lineage: Eukaryota; Metazoa; Arthropoda; Insecta; Lepidoptera; Nymphalidae. The transcript has 6 exons. Gene Ontology annotation, molecular function: hydrolase activity. Bases 79 to 1107 code for a protein of 342 amino acids.
CCAGGCUCAGUGCGAUUAUAGAAGCCGACAGCGUUCCACGUGUAUUAGAAACUGGAAAUUACAUAGCGGUUUGCAAACAUGGGUGUAUUGACAAUAGUACAGCGUUUUCUAAUAGCGAAUGCGUUGACAGUAUACUACUCUGUACUAACUGUGCUGUUUAAAUUUUUGCCGAAAUAUUUAAUGAACCCAUUCGGUGAUCCGUGGGCGAUGAAAUUGAAGUUGGAACCACCGACGGAGCUGACUGACCCGAAGUAUGGAGUUCACAAAUACAUUAAAGCAAAUAACAUGAAACUACAUUACGUGGAUAGCGGGGAUCCUUCCAAGCCAUUGAUGUUGUUUCUUCACGGCUUUCCAGAGUUUUGGUACUCAUGGCGCCAUCAGAUAGUGCACUUCAAUAAAAAUUAUAGGUGUGUAGCCGUCGAUAUGAGAGGUUACGGGGACUCUGAAAGACCGGAAGGAGUGUCGUUCUACAAAAUGGAGUUACUAGUUGAGGAUAUCAGAGAUCUGAUCCGGCAGCUAGGUUACGAGAAAUGUAUUCUCAUAUCACACGACUGGGGCGGUCUGGUAGCAUGCAGCCUUCGCGACACGUACCCCGAAGUUUUGCACGCUCUCGUCAUGUUAGCGUCCACCUCACAUGAGGCUUGGGCUGAACUUAUGUGGACUACGGACGAACAAAGAAAAAAGUCAGGAUAUGUGUUUUCUUUUCGGGCACCUAAGAUACCAGAACUCGCUCUGCAGUUGGACAACUUAGCCAUCUUUGAUCAGUUCAUGCUUGUGAAAGGGAAAGACACUGUCACGACUCAAGAUAUUGAAUGUUUCAAAUAUUGGUUUGGAAAACAAACGGCAUUCACUCCGCCUCUCAACUACUAUCGCGCAAACUUCGCCUACACGUACAAGAAGAAAGUUCACAAGGAAAACGUGCCGUUCCUAGCAGUCCAUGGUAGCAACGACCGUUACCUUAGCCACGCUUUGCUGGACGUCAUGAAAGAUGCUUACACGAAUAUUGAAACAAUGAUUGUAGACGGUGUCGGCCAUUUUAUGCAGCAAGAGGAACCAGUCAAAAUAAACAAACUCAUAUCCGAUAUGUUGGCGAAACAUAAUCUAUGAUAGUUAUUGUAUUGUAUUCUGUAAUUAUUUUUAGUAACUGCAAGUGAUUAAGGUGUAUUAGUUUAUUUCUUGUAGGGGUCAUAAUUUGUUUACAAUUUAAAAGAUAUAAAAAUAAUAAUAUCAAAAAUAAAAGGUUUAAUUUUUCAUUUAUAAACAGUUUUAUUAAAACUCUAAUAAAACUUCGUAGCUCCUCAGGUUACGGACUGAGUUUUGGCAAUGCACUACGUUCAAACAUUAAUAAAGGAAGCAGUCGAAAUUAACAUUUUUUCUUUUUUGUAUCAGCCGGACUGAUUAUGUAAAUAAAAAGAAUUACUGGUUUUCAGUAGCGAUUCUAGUUACUAUGUAAUUAAGUAUAUCAUAUUUUAUUCUCUCAAACAACUAAAGAACAACGAGGCAGCAGGUGAAGAUGGAAUCACAGCAGAACUCCUGAAAGCGGGUGAACAAUUGAUACCUACUUCCUUCCGUGAUUGUUCUAUUCCCUUAUUCACGGAGCAUUAAGGGCACAAAACCUGAGGUGUAGCACAAAAGCGUGGUGGUUCUGUUCUUCAAAUAGGGUGAUAACACCCUACUGAAGAAUUACAGACCCAUCUUGUUGUCGAGCCAUGUCAACAAGUUGUUCUUGAGGGUCAUCACGAAUCGUAUCGUAAAUUUGGAAGGUCUAUAUCCAACAGUGGAUGACCAUCGUCUGGUAAUCAUGAUGCUGAUGAUCAUUUAUUGUCAUGAACCAGGGUAGCUUUAUGAAAAAUAGAUUAAACUUUUAAUAAAAUAGUA